Molecule: messenger RNA, 1002 nt
Organism: Fragaria vesca subsp. vesca
Lineage: Eukaryota; Viridiplantae; Streptophyta; Magnoliopsida; Rosales; Rosaceae
Product: probable pectinesterase 29-like
Exons: 5
Coding region: 1-1002 (333 amino acids)
Biological process (GO): cell wall modification
Molecular function (GO): pectinesterase activity
Source: RefSeq, a predicted model, not a curated record
AUGGAGUCCUUUAUUAUUUCUGUUACAUUGGCUCUUUUCUUUUUACUGAAUGGAUUGGAUGCAAGGAAAUAUGGUCUAGUACUAGACCAAGAAUCAGCUGCCAUUGUAGUCGAUAAGAAUGGUAAAGGACAAUUUACCACUGUUCAACAAGCCGUCGAUUCUAUACCAUCAAAUAAUUCGGCAUGGACUCAAAUUUACAUUAACCCCGGUGUUUACAAUGAAAAAGUUGAGAUCAAGAAACCAUAUAUCAUUCUCAAAGGAGACUACCACAACCGACCUGUGAUUGAAUUUGGAGAUAGCGGAAGUGUUGUUGACAGUCCUACAUUUAAGUUGAAUGCUGAUAAUUUCGUGGCACGAAAUAUUGUAUUCAAGAAUACCUAUGAUCAUCUUCUUCCUUCUAAAUUAGAAGCCAACAGGGUCAACACUACUUGGGCACCUGCAGCUGCAAUUGCCGGAGACAAAGCAAGUUUUUACGAUUGCAACUUCAUCAGCUUGCAGGACACAUUGACUGAUGCCACCGGUCGGCAUUACUUCCGCCACUGCAACAUUUCCGGCGCCAUAGACUUCAUUUGGGGAAAUGGACAAUCAAUCUACCAGAAUUGCGAUAUUAAUUCAUUGGCAUCAAAAAUAGCUCCAGUGGCGGGUUAUAUUACAGCACAGGCUCGUGAAAAGCCAGAGGAAACCACUGGUUUUGUAUUCAACAAUUGUCAUGUAACUGGAUCUGGUCGUAUAAAUCUAGGAAGAGCUCAUACAAAAUACGCAAGAGUAUUGUUUGCUGGGACAAUAAUGAACAAUAUCAUCACCCCACAAGGUUGGGACGCAGCAAGCAGUCAGGGUUCCGAGAAUUUGAUCUCCUUCUCGGAGGCCAAUUGCACUGGACCUGGAGCGGACAUGUCGAAACGUGUAAGCUGGGAGAAGAAACUAUCAGAUCAGGAAGUAAACGAUUUAACAAGUUUAUCUUACAUAAAUCAAGAUGGAUGGUUAGAAAAGCAACCUAGAUAA